AUGCCAAAAACCAUCUCGUGCCCCCAUGCGGGCUGCGAAUACCUCUUCUCCAAACCCGUGCAUCUCCGCCGCCAUCUCCUCUCCCACUCGGACGAGGCCAUGUGGAAAUGCCCCGACUGCGAUCAAGACUUCAAACGCAUCGACAGCUUCCAAAGACACAAGAAGCGCAUCCAUCCCGAUCAGCCCAAUCUCAUCGCCGUCAAGAUUGGCACUGGACCCAACGCAGCCGAAGAUGGCGUCAAAUCCGACGACGAUGCCGAGGAUCACAUGGAUGAUCUCGACGUCUCGAUCGCAGACGCCAGCUCCAGCCACAUUGCACGCCCAGCCAGAACUGAAGCGGAGCCGAGCUCUCUCAACGCCUACGACGCCCACUCCAACCCGUCUCCCGUCACCAACGCCAGCUAUGGCUCCAGCGCCUUCUCGCCCAAUGCAGCCUCGCGUCCUGCAGCCUCAUCCAGUUCCAAUUACUACAGAUCGCCACUCUACCAUCCGUACGCACGCAACGAUCAUGCAACGCCAUCGGCAACACCAACCCAUCCGCAGACAGCAGAGAGUACUGCAUGGCCAUCUCAGAACAGCCAGACUCAGAUGUACGACCCCGCUAGCUCAGCAGCAGCUCCGUCCGCACAAGCUGCCUCGGCUGCCAUGCCAUUCUACCCGAAUCUCUACGGUGCGCCCAUCUCGUACAAGGACUAUGGCACCGCCUCCACCCCAACUACCUCCCUUGCGCCUUCUACGAGCUUCUCACAACCCGUAUCCGCUGGUCAGAGCGCUCCUCUCUCCAUCGCUUCCCUCACAGCACCCUCCCCUUCCUGGGGUUCCAGCGCCAAUUCCGACACCGAAGGCCAAAACUUCUUUGACGAUAUUCUCCAAUCCAUUCUCAUGGACUCGAUCUCGAGCUUCGUUCCCCACGAGCCCAUGCCACCCGUCGUCGACUUCAACAGCGCCAUGGCCGGCGACGAUGGCUACAGCUUUGCUGCUGCGGAUCCAAUGUCAUCCGCGCCCUCAAUACAACCUCAGCAGCAGCAGCAUCAGCAUCAACAGCAGCAGUCCGGUCAACAGAUGCAGCAACCCACCUCACAGCAGCCGCUGCCACAGCCCGGCUCGUCCCUGCUUCCCCAACAUCAACAGCACCAGGUUCUCCAACAACCACGUCAGCACCACCUGCAAGACCCACCGUCCUCAUCUGCAACCACUUCGCAUCCUCUUCCGCAGCCACUCACCAACCUCAUGCCCUUUGCCACCUUUACCGAUUCCGCCUACAACUCGGGAAGGUCCACCCCCAACACACCGCGCAAUCCGCCAGCGGGCGCCAGUCUCGACGAUGCGGACGAGAUGACCCGCUCUGUGGAAAAGGUGGGCGACCAGGCCGCCACCAACAUUGGCGCUCGCACGCGUGAUCUCGUCGUUCACGGUGUCACGAUCCCCAAGAAGCCGCCUCGUCUCACUGCUGCUUCGCUAUUCAGUGCCGCAACACGGCACACACACGCCUUGUUACCGCUGCUUCCAUCCUACUGGCUGCUCGAUCAUCGACGGCUCGCCGCAGAGCGUCCCUACGUUUUCAUCUCGCUCCUCGCUCUAGGUACGCUAUGGCAGCCUCGCGCCGAUGUCAAGGCGUACGGUGCCGAGCUCUGGCAGCUCAUCUUUCGCAGCAUCUGGGCUGGCGCCGUGUUCUACCUCGAUCAGCCCGCACUCAUGCGCGAAGCGACCGCGGUGAAUGCCUUUACGCAUCUCUAUUCGUUCCUCUGUCGCGACGAGAGCAUCCGUCGCAAGGCCAUCCACAGCACCUACACUGGAACUUCUCUGAUCCGAGAGCAUGGCUGGCGUCAGGGCAUUUGGUUCCUCAUCGGCCCCUGGGAAGAGUCGUUGCAGCGCCUCCUGGGGCCUACGCUGCAGAUGGCGCUCAUCGAGCUUGAAGUGCUCGCGAGGGAUCAGACCACCCACAAGCUAUCUGCCGAGCAAAAGCAGCUGCUAGAGCGUCUGCAUGGCGUCUGGAAGCAGUGGUCCGACGCCGAAGAGGUGAACCGCAACAUGAUCUGCCACAGCAUCACCGAAUCGCAUCACAUCGAGUUCCUGGCUAGCUACAGCCAGAUGCGCAGCAUGGGACGCAUCGCCUGCCAAGCGCUCGUGCCUUGCGCCGACGACGUGUGGGAUGCCAAGACGUCGAUCGAGUGGGCCAAGCUGGUGCUCGAGCACAAAGCGACGCGCGAAAGCCACGAACGUGGGCUGCUGUCCGGCAAGAAGCAGAUCGGACCCAUCUUGGACGCCCUCUUUGGCAUCGAUGCGCCCUCAUCCCGUACCGCUGCCGCCGCCGCCGUCGCCAACAAUGAGGAGGAGGGCAAGGGCAAAGACAGCCAUCCCCACGCCGACAUCCGCCGCGAAUUCGAAAACAUGCUCUGUUUCACCAUCAAGGAGCACUUUGCUCUUUCGAGUUUGCUCGAAGGGCUGCACCUGCUUUGGAUCGCUCGCUAUACCCCGCCUUUCCGCACGGGCACUUCGUACGCCGCUGACUUUACGCCUGCGCAGCCCUCGUUUGCGCCGACGCUGGAAUCCAUCUUUUGCGUCAAAGGCGGCGUCACGUAUCACAAGCGAAACGUGCUGGACGCCGAGAUGAUGUUUGCAGCUCUCUCGAGAUGGAUGCGGCUGUACCACCAGUCGUACCUGCCCGAUCCGGUGGCCACCUCGACGGGCUUCAGCCGACCCACCAACGGGGACAGCAAUGGCUCUUCGCAUUCUUCUGGCGAGAAUGGUGUCAGAGCAGGGUCAAACGGAAGCAGUGCGCGACUGCCCAACCUUGGACCUAGCAACGACAAGUUCAUGCUGCAUUUUCGGUUCCAUGUCAUCCAGCUCUCGGCGCUGUUCAACUGUCAGCACGUGAUCCACGCUCUGCUGGCGACGUGCGGGGAGAAUGGCGAUCUGAACGGCGUCGGAGCGUCGAACGGGGCCAGGGGCAGCACGGCGGGACGGCGCAACAUGCAGACGUCGAUCCCUCUUCGGUGCGAGAGCUGUGUCGACGCGGAAUCGUGCGCCUAUCGCAAUCCGCGUCUUCAGCGCUGGGCGGCGUUGCACGCCGGGGCGGUGAUUGGCAACUUUAUGAGCAUGCCUCGGCUGUCGAAUCUCACCCCCACUAUCCUGGAAGGGCUAGGGCAAGCGUUUGGCAUCCUAGUCAUCCUCUGUCGGCUGGAGAGGACACCAGCGCAGCGACGGCGACCCGCAUGCGCCUGCACGCCCGACGUGCGAGAGGCAUCGGUCGAACUCAUCUCGGACCAGUGUCUCCAUCUCGACGCGGACCGACCCAGUCCUGGCGAGAGAAUCGACGAGAUGGCACGAACCAAGUUCGAAUCGAGCAACGACUGCUGGUUGCAGCACGGCACGUUGGACGAAGGCGCGACGCUGCUAGGUCAGCCGAUUCAGGAUUGGCCGUUUGUGCUGCAGGACAUGGGCAACGAGCUCAAGGGCGUAGCAGGCGCCUGGCAGACCGCCGAGGAGUUUCUGGCCGUCGCGCAAAAGAUGCUCAACAGCUUCACUUUUUAUGUCGAUUGA
This is a messenger RNA of Kalmanozyma brasiliensis GHG001, 3543 nucleotides long. RefSeq names its product Zinc finger, C2H2. Gene Ontology annotation, biological process: regulation of transcription by RNA polymerase II. The transcript has a single exon. Gene Ontology annotation, molecular function: DNA-binding transcription factor activity, RNA polymerase II-specific; RNA polymerase II cis-regulatory region sequence-specific DNA binding. Gene Ontology annotation, cellular component: chromatin. The record is from RefSeq and is a predicted model, not a curated record. Lineage: Eukaryota; Fungi; Basidiomycota; Ustilaginomycetes; Ustilaginales. Bases 1 to 3543 code for a protein of 1180 amino acids.